Messenger RNA from Entrophospora candida, 514 nucleotides. NCBI's taxonomy places the organism in Eukaryota, Fungi, Glomeromycota, Glomeromycetes, Entrophosporales, Entrophosporaceae. The record is from the annotation of a GenBank genome assembly.
UCAAGAAUGGUUAUUGAGUACAAGUGGUUUAACCACUGGCACUAAAUUUAACGGUGAACAUGUAUUAAAAUUUGGUAUGGAAUCUAAAAAAUCAUCAACAGAAACUGAUACAAAGAAAUUUAAAGAAACCGGUGGUCUUAUUUAUCAAAAAGAUUUUAAUGAAGGUUUAGCAAAAUUAUCUGCUAAUGAAUAUUUAGUGCUGGCUGGUACUCUUCAUAGUGUGCAUGCAAUCACUUCGCAAAUUUCACCUGUUAGAAAUUCCACAUCUUCAGGUUUAGAAGUACUAGAAGCCGACACAUUUAAAUUAUACUGUUAUCAGACUUUAACAGGAACAAAAUUUUUAAUUUUAGCAGAUCCAGCACAUCCAAGUAUUGAUGUGCUAUUGCAUCGUACAUAUGUUGUUUAUAGUGAUUAUGCAAUGAAAAAUCCUUUUUAUACACCUGAGAUGCCUAUUCGUAGUGAAUUAUUUGACUUGAAUUUAUUAAAAUUGAUUAAACAAUUUGGUGGGAUAUAA